GUAAAUACAAACAACUAUCUCCUGACACACAAUAUGAACAUGAACUGAGCUAUUACUGUAAAUUUAUCAAUCCUCGCUGUACGGUACUCACACACACCCACCCGGGUAUCUGUGUGUGAAACUUCCCUGCACCAUCACCUGUAUUACCCACCAAGCAAUUUGAUUAUUUUCUUUUUAAAAAAAAAUCAAAUUUUGAGACGAAAUUUUAUUCAAAAAUCUCUAUAAUCAACUCCAAAUACAGAACAAAAAAAUAUUGUACUAAUAAUGUAAAACUCAAAAUAUAAAAAACACAGCGCUUAUCAAGAUUUUUUUCCACCCCAAGGCAUCCCAUGUGAGGCAGCCCCCCAUUCUAUAAAAUCCCCCAACAAUCUUCUUCCUUCUCAAAAUCAAUAAACACGCUAUUUCAGCCAAGCCACAGCUUCAAAAAACGAAGAAGCUAGAAGAAGAAGAAGCACGAGCUUGACUGAAAAUGGAGUCGGAAAAUCAAGAAAAAACUUGUGCGACGCAGAGAGUGAGGGGCUGGUUUAAGGCCUGUUUGGACAAGAUCGUGAACGCGAUAACCGGCGUCGGCAAAGAAGCCAAGAGAUUAGCCAAGGAAGAUCCCAGAAGAGUCGUUCACGCAUUCAAAGUCGGAUUAGCCAUAGCCGCGAUCUCUCUGCUCUACUACUUCGACUUCUUCUUCGACGGAUUCGGCGUCAACGCAAUGUGGGCCGUCAUGACCGUCGUCGUCGUCUUCGAAUUCUCCGUCGGAGCGACGCUUGGAAAAGGAGUGAACAGAGCGAUCGCGACGCUGCUCGGCGGAGCGCUGGGCGUCGGGACGCACGAUUUGGCGAAUCUGACGCCGGAGAAAGUGGAGGUCGUUUUGAUCGGGCUGUCUGUCUGCGUCAUAGCUGCGACGGCGACGUUUUGCCGAUUCUUCCCGAAGAUUAGGGCGAGAUACGAUUAUGGGUUUCUGGUGUUCAUCCUGACGUUCAGUCUGAUAUCGGUGUCGGGCUACCGCGACGACGUCGUUUUCGACAUGGCGUACCGGAGACUGACCACCAUCUUGAUCGGCGGCUGCGUCGCGGUUUUGGUCUGCAUAUUUGUGCGCCCCGUUUGGGCAGGCCAAGAUCUUCAUAGGCACACCGCCGCCAACAUUGAGAAACUUGCCAGUUACUUGGAAGCUUUUGGGCGUGCAUACUUCCAAGAAUCAAACGACAAAAAGCUAGCAUCACUCAAAGAUUUCAAAAGUGUGCUCAUCUCCAAAGGCACCGAGGACUCAUUGGUGAAUUUCGCGCGGUGGGAGCCAAGGCACGGCAAGUUCCGGUACCGGCACCCGUGGAACCAGUACCUGAAGAUCGGGUCGGUGACGAGAGAAUGCGCCUACAAGAUGGAUGCAUUGAACUGCUACCUCAACUCGGAGGUGCAGACGCCAUUAGAGCUGCGGACAAAGAUCCAAGACUUGUGCACCAAGAUCAGCUCCGAAUGCAGCUUAGCUCUCACAGACGUCGCCAUCGGGCUUCGGACCAUGACCUGCCCCUUGUCCAGCGAGAAGCACAUCGCCGACGCCAAGGCCGCGGCCAAGACGCUCAAGGCCCUGCUCAAGACCGGCCUCUGGCCCGACACCGAUUUCCUCGACAUCAUCCCGGUGGUGACGGUGGCGUCGCUGCUCAUCGAGAUCGUCGCGUGCACGGUGAAGGUAGCGGACUCCGUGGACGUGCUGGCGACGAAGGUCAAGUUCAAGAAGCCCGACCCGGAGAUGAACAGGCAGAAGAGCAGGGAGAAGGUGAAGAGGAGCCCAAGUAUUGAGGCAUCGCAUAGUGUCAACAUUGUGUUUGAGUGAUUAAUUAGCUAUGUGAUGGAAAAUAAAACAAAGAAUCAUCCGUCACUUUGCAUAGUACAUGUGAAAAUUUUGGAUCUCCUUUUUGUUCCCCAUUCUGGUGGGGUUUUAGUGCAACAAUCUUUGUUGUCA
Salvia miltiorrhiza (redroot sage) is the source of this 1951-nucleotide messenger RNA. Its product is annotated as aluminum-activated malate transporter 2-like. The record is from RefSeq and is a predicted model, not a curated record. Gene Ontology annotation, biological process: malate transport. The transcript has 4 exons. Bases 470 to 1822 code for a protein of 450 amino acids. Lineage: Eukaryota; Viridiplantae; Streptophyta; Magnoliopsida; Lamiales; Lamiaceae. Gene Ontology annotation, cellular component: plant-type vacuole membrane.